Molecule: messenger RNA, 1479 nt
Organism: Macrobrachium nipponense
Lineage: Eukaryota; Metazoa; Arthropoda; Malacostraca; Decapoda; Palaemonidae
Product: protein fem-1 homolog A-like
Exons: 5
Coding region: 1-1479 (492 amino acids)
Molecular function (GO): protein binding
Source: RefSeq, a predicted model, not a curated record
AUGGACGGGACUGUGUUGGCUUUCGUAUGCGUCGCCGAGCCUUACGGAUGGUCCAAGGCGUCUUGCAUCGAGAAUGGCGGGAUGGAAUGGGAAUCGUUAUUGAACACAGCAGCAAUUCUUGGACAUGCAACCUGUGUCAGGAUCCUCGUCGAUUACCACAACGCAAAUAUUGAAGGAUUGGGGUCAGUGUUAAUAUGCGGACGAUAUCUGGACGGAGUUAACCCUUUAUGGUGUGCUGCUUCCAAAGGCCACCUGGAGGUCGUGGACUUUCUCCUUUCCAAAGGAGCCAAUGCAAAUGGCGUCACGACCUUCAACAGCACGCCCUUUGGCAGCAGCGUGUUCCCACGGACACUUCGAAGUUGCCAGACUUCUCCUGGAACACGGAGCUUAACAGAUAUUUCUAGGAUGGAGAAGAUCGAAGCACUGGAGCUUCUUGGAGCCUCAGUUUUAGACAAAAUAAGAGAUGCAGUCGGUGCUGUCGAGUACUGGAAGUCAGCGCUGAGUCUGAGGUAUGUCGAUGGAACGCUGAUGUACCCAAAACCUGACCAUCACCUGUCAUGUCCUUUAUGUGACGAAUUCGGCGAAUUCACGACCGUCCAACAACUGGAGGCCAUAGAAAACAACAACAAUGCAGUGUACGUACAGUCUCUGCUUGUGAGGGAAAGGAUCCUGGGUACUGAUGAUGCUGGAACAAUGAGAAGUUUCCGGUCGACCGGGCUUGAUUAUGCAAGAUGUGGUGAUUUGAAAUGGUGCAUCAACUUAUGGCUUCACGCCAUCAGUAUGCAACAGCUUCAACUCAAGCCACUAGACCCAAGCAGACUGUUUCACCUGCAGUCGUUUGUUAGUUUAUUCGCAGUCGUGACGAACAGUAACCACACACGCAAAUGGAAUUGUAAACCCUCGAUCUACUUUGAGGAUUUAAUGUUUGCUUUCGAAGUCUGCACUGGAGAGAUGGCAAUGGUUACUUAUAAUAUACUGAAUGAAACCUGCAUUUGUGAAAGAAAGAAGCACGAUUCUCACCUCGACCAGAUUAUUGUUGUCGUAAUGCAUUUGUUAGUCUCAUUAACUCGGUUACAGACAGAAUUCUGGGCCAUUCAGUGGUGCAAGGUGAAAAUAUCAGUGAGUAGGUUGGUGAAUAUGGAUCUAAGGGACUCCACAGGUUCGACUCUCCUCCACCUGGCAUGUUCUCUGGGUGUCAGGGACAUUGGAAACUUGCUGCUGCCAAUCUCUGCCUCUCUCAGAACAGAGAUCGUAGACCUUCUCCUGGAAACUGGUUCAGAUCCUUGCGCCAGAGACCAUGCGGGUAACACACCCUUGCAUAUACUUGCCUGGAAUGAAGACUUUUCAGAGAGCACAGUAGGUGCUCUUCUGUCUGCUGGAGCUAACUUGGACGAUGUAAAUAGCAGAGGUGAAACUUUUGGAUCGUUGAUGGCUUCCCGGGAACAGCCACUUGUUCAAUUUGAAGAUCGCGAGUCAUAA